This is a messenger RNA of Leptinotarsa decemlineata (Colorado potato beetle), 868 nucleotides long. RefSeq lists its product as uncharacterized. Lineage: Eukaryota; Metazoa; Arthropoda; Insecta; Coleoptera; Chrysomelidae. Gene Ontology annotation, molecular function: GTPase activity; calcium channel regulator activity; GTP binding. The record is from RefSeq and is a predicted model, not a curated record. Gene Ontology annotation, cellular component: plasma membrane.
AUGCUUGGAGGCCCUGCGGUUGGAAAAUCUUCCCUAGUCAUGCAGUUCAUGACUUCGGAAUACCUUCACGCUUAUGAUACUAGUAUAGAUGAUGACAGCGGAGAGAAAUCGGUGUCUGUGUUAUUGGCUGGAGAAGAAUCAGAACUUUGUUUCAUAGAUUUUGCCACGGCGGAUUUGUCGCCGGACAGUUGCAUCAGAAAAUACACGGAUCUCCACGCUUAUUGCGUCGUUUACAGCAGUGCAGAUCGGUCCAGCAUGGAAGCUGCGGAGCAGAUCCUUCAGAAUUUAUGGACGCUAGACACAAUCAGUACCAAGGCUGUGAUUCUUGUGGCGAAUAAAGCAGAUUUAGUGAGGUCCAGAGUCGUGUCGACAGAAGAAGGCAAAUCGAUGGCCACGUCUUACGAUUGCAAGUACAUAGAGACAUCUGUCGGCAUAAACCACAACGUCGACGAACUUUUAGUAGGAAUCCUCUCUCAGAUCCGUCUCAAGCUCGAGAAUCCGGAAAGAAGUAGAGAUCUCUUCCGCAAGAGGAGUUCGUCGAAGAAAAAUCUCAACAGAAACAAAAGCCCAGCAUCAGGGGCGGCGACGCCAACUGGCAGUUGUCAAAAUUCUCCGAAGAAGUACAGGGGUUCCAGAACGUCGGCAAGUUUGAAGGUUAGGAGUCUGCUGGGAAAGGUUUGGGCGAGGGACAGUAAGUCUAAGUCGUGUGAAAAUCUACAUGUUUUGUAAAGGGGUUUAUUUUGUGAUAUUUUUGAGGGUGGAAAUCGUGAGGAAGUUUGGUUUUCUUCUGAGAGAUAUGAAGAAUGUUUGAUUUUUGAAACGUGAAUAGCUGAAUUUUAUAAAGUGUUUUAUCGAUUCAUUUUCAAUC